AAGAGCAACAUUCUCUCAGACAACGAGGCAGUAUCUUGUUCUUAUUCUUCUCUACAAUACCAAAUGUCCUCAACUCCUACUGAGCCUUUGGAUCUCAUCAGACUUCUCCUAGAUGAACAAGUCUUUGUGAAGCUUCGUGGUGCCAGAGAAAUCACAGGAAGACUACAAGCGUACGACUCGCAUUGUAACAUAGUUCUAAGUGAUGCCACCGAAACAAUUUAUGAUACAGAUGACUCCAAUGGUCUGAAAUCAACGACAAAAAACUCUGAAAUUAUCUUUGUCAGAGGUGACUCGGUGAUCUUGGUAACAUCCCCAUCUGAUCAAUGA
Williopsis jadinii is the source of this 327-nucleotide messenger RNA. It is a transcript of the gene LSM3, whose product is annotated as U4/U6-U5 snRNP complex subunit LSM3. The coding region runs from base 64 to 327 and encodes 87 amino acids. Gene Ontology annotation, cellular component: P-body; Lsm1-7-Pat1 complex; U4/U6 x U5 tri-snRNP complex. The transcript is spliced from 3 exons. Lineage: Eukaryota; Fungi; Ascomycota; Saccharomycetes; Phaffomycetales; Wickerhamomycetaceae. The record is from RefSeq and is a predicted model, not a curated record. Gene Ontology annotation, biological process: mRNA splicing, via spliceosome; P-body assembly. Gene Ontology annotation, molecular function: RNA binding.